Messenger RNA from Auanema sp. JU1783, 327 nucleotides. The record is from the annotation of a GenBank genome assembly. NCBI's taxonomy places the organism in Eukaryota, Metazoa, Nematoda, Chromadorea, Rhabditida, Rhabditidae.
AUGACGUUAACGGCUAACAGCGAAUUCUUAGUUCAGCUUGGUACUCUGUACAGGGAAGCCCGUCUUGAUGGAGCAAAAAGUGUUUAUGUCACCAUGAAGCCAUAUGACGGAAGAUCGAAAGCAGUUCCUAAAGGUACUCCUCUUCAGCCCGACACUGUUCAAUGCCUCUUCCGAGCUAAACUAGGAAAUCGAAAAAUAAGCACAGUUGUUGCAGCUAAAGAUGUAAAUAAAUUCCAUCAGGAUUACGUAGGAGUUUUGCGAACAAACUUAACCAACUUAGAGAAGAGGAAAAAAGAAGAUGAGAAGAAGACUAAGGCUAAAGCUUAA